Messenger RNA from Entrophospora candida, 676 nucleotides. NCBI's taxonomy places the organism in Eukaryota, Fungi, Glomeromycota, Glomeromycetes, Entrophosporales, Entrophosporaceae. The record is from the annotation of a GenBank genome assembly.
AUGGGUACAAUCAAUAUUUCACAAAGAUUUAGAAAUUAUCAGGAAUUGGUUAUUAAAAAAUUUAAAAAUGAUGGUUUAUGUUGGAAUGAUAUCUAUGAAGUCUUAGCAUUGUAUUCAGUAUUUGUAGUUUGUAAACCUUGUCCAUACCAGAAUCUAUUUAGUGAUGAUGAAUGGUGUAUAAUACUUAAGAACAACCCAUUUUAUAUUCAAGAACCAAUUGUUCCAAAUGUUAUGUCAAAUAUUCUUCACAAUGCAAUAAAAAGACAUUUAAUGAACCAGGAUAGUUAUAUCAAUGCAGUUAAAAUGUCUGAAGAUGAACAUUGCAAUAGAUUAUUAAACAUUUACAUCAAUACUAUCUUUACUGCACACAAGAAAUAUGAAGUCAGAUUUAAUCGCAGUGUGUUGGGAACAUCUCAAAGACCUGACUUUUCAUGUGUUAUAAAUGAUGUUCCCUUUUUAUUGUCAGAAAUUAAACCUAUUGGAACUAGUCCUUUAAUAAAACAAAUGGAUUUUAGAAAGAUACAUCUAAGAGGUAAAAAUGCAUUAAACCAGCAAUUAAAUAAAAAAGGGGGUCCAGGACAAGUAAUGAUGUUAGUUAAUGCAGGAGAAUCAUUGAAAACUUAUGUAAUGAGUUUACAAAAUGGAGGUUUAUAUGUAUCAUGGAGCUUAAUUACAA